GGGAAGCGUGAUCGCGGGAGGCCACACGUUAGGGUCUGGGCGCUCAGGAGGUGCGGCCGGCAGGGCGGGCGAGGCGGGCGAGCAGAACACGCCGCCGCUCCGGCCCCCGCGCCGCGCUCGCUGGCUCGGGGCUCGCAGGGGACUGGCAGGAACCGGAGCAGCACUGCCGCCUCUGGCGCGAAGGCUCAGGCGCCUCCUCCCUCCCCAAUCACUGUGGCUCGGCGCACGCUGCCGGCGGCUGCCCUUUCCGCCUCUCGGGAAGAGGACCCGUGGGCCACUGUCGCGAUCCAACCAUGGCCUCGGGCCGCAGAGGCUGGGACAGCUCCCACGAAGACGAUCUGCCCGUGUACCUGGCCAGGCCGGGCACCACCGACCAGGUCCCGCGGCAGAAGUACGGCGGCAUGUUCUGCAACGUGGAGGGCGCCUUCGAGAGCAAGACGCUGGAUUUCGAUGCCCUGAGCGUGGGGCAGCGGGGCGCGAAGACUCCCCGGAGCAGCCAGGGCAGCUCCCGAGGCUCGGGGAGCCGAUCCGGCGCCGAGGGGGACACACCGCGCCGGGGCCAAGGCCGAGAGGAGAGCCGGGAGCCCGCGCCCGCGUCGCCCGCUCCCGCUGGGGUGGAGAUCCGGAGCGCCACGGGCAAGGAGGUUUUGCAGAACCUCGGCCCCAAGGACAAGAGCGACCGUCUUCUGAUCAAGGGAGGCAGAAUCGUCAACGAUGAUCAAUCCUUUUAUGCUGAUAUUUACAUGGAAGAUGGCUUAAUAAAGCAAAUUGGAGACAAUCUGAUUGUCCCUGGAGGGGUGAAGACCAUUGAGGCCAAUGGGAAAAUGGUGAUCCCUGGAGGCAUCGAUGUCCACACUCACUUCCAGAUGCCCUACAAGGGAAUGACCACAGUGGAUGACUUCUUCCAAGGGACCAAGGCUGCCUUAGCGGGGGGCACCACCAUGAUCAUUGACCACGUGGUGCCCGAGCCCGAGUCCAGCCUGACGGAGGCCUAUGAGAAGUGGCGGGAGUGGGCCGAUGGCAAGAGCUGCUGUGACUACUCCUUACACGUGGACAUUACCCACUGGAAUGACAGCGUCAAGCAGGAAGUACAGAGCCUUAUCAAGGACAAAGGGGUGAACUCCUUCAUGGUUUACAUGGCUUAUAAGGAUUUGUAUCAAGUAUCAAACACAGAGCUGUAUGAGAUCUUCACCUGUCUGGGAGAGCUGGGAGCCAUCGCUCAGGUGCACGCUGAGAAUGGGGAUAUCAUUGCCCAGGAGCAAACCCGGAUGUUGGAAAUGGGGAUAACCGGCCCAGAAGGCCAUGUACUGAGCAGACCAGAGGAGCUGGAAGCUGAGGCUGUGUUCCGUGCCAUCACCAUCGCCAGCCAAACCAACUGUCCUCUCUACGUCACGAAGGUCAUGAGCAAGAGCGCAGCUGACCUCAUCUCGCAAGCCAGGAAAAAAGGAAACGUGGUCUUUGGUGAGCCCAUCACCGCCAGCCUGGGCACGGAUGGGACCCAUUACUGGAGCAAGAACUGGGCCAAGGCGGCUGCGUUUGUGACAUCCCCACCUCUGAGUCCUGACCCAACCACCCCUGACUACAUCAACUCCUUGCUGGCCAGUGGGGACCUGCAGCUCUCCGGCAGUGCCCACUGCACCUUCAGCACUGCCCAGAAGGCCAUCGGGAAGGACAACUUCACAGCCAUUCCCGAGGGCACCAGUGGUGUGGAGGAGCGGAUGUCUGUCAUCUGGGACAAGGCCGUGGCCACGGGGAAGAUGGAUGAAAACCAGUUUGUGGCCGUGACAAGCACAAAUGCUGCCAAGAUCUUCAACCUGUAUCCCCGCAAGGGAAGAAUAUCUGUGGGCUCUGACAGCGACCUGGUGAUCUGGGAUCCAGAUGCUGUCAAGAUCGUCUCUGCCAAGAACCACCAAUCGGCUGCAGAGUACAACAUCUUUGAAGGGAUGGAGCUGCGCGGGGCUCCUCUGGUGGUCAUCUGCCAGGGCAAGAUCAUGCUGGAAGAUGGCAACCUGCACGUGACCCAGGGGGCUGGCCGCUUCAUUCCCUGCAGCCCCUUCUCGGACUAUGUCUACAAGCGCAUUAAAGCCCGGAGGAAGAUGGCGGACCUGCACGCAGUGCCCAGGGGCAUGUAUGACGGGCCGGUGUUCGACCUGACCACCACACCCAAGGGGGGCACCCCCGCCGGCUCCACCCGGGGCUCUCCCACGCGGCCCAACCCGCCUGUGAGGAACCUCCAUCAGUCCGGAUUUAGCCUGUCAGGCACCCAAGUGGAUGAGGGGGUCCGCUCGGCCAGCAAGCGCAUCGUGGCGCCCCCUGGAGGCCGUUCUAACAUCACAUCCCUGAGUUAAGCGACCCCUCCCCCAAAGAGGGGCAGAAGCAAGAAGCGAUUCUUUUGAAGCCAAAAUGGUGCACCAAUAUUUAAGAAGGAAAGUGAAUCCAAACAGUUCGAUCUAAAGAAUCAAUAAGCCUCAAGCCUUAUGUUUCUCCAAUGUUAACGCUCGCUUGCCUAGCUUUACGAUUAUUGCUUUGUUUUCUGUUUAUGCAUAGCCUUGAUUUGUUGGACGCCCCGACCCCCCAUUUACAUGCAUGCAAUCAGGCCACUAAGGUAAAAGCAUCCGCUAUAUAGUGUUGAGAGCGUGUGUAGUGCUGCAUCUUACGACAAGGGGACAGACAAAGCUGGGACGUCAGGAAAAUGAACAAAAGGGACGCCAGUUAUUUGGGGUGAGUGGGUGGUGGGAGCCCAGAGCAAGGCAGAGGGCUCAGAGGGACUGGGGUAGGGUGUGUACGGGGGAGGCGGGUGGGUGAGCAUAAGGGGUCUUGUGUAUUGUGUUGAUGAAGUAACAUUGAUUUCCACGGAAGAUGGCCACUCGGGGCAGCUGUCACGCCAUCACGGUCCCCUGGGGUCUGCGGAGAAGGCAGGCAGUCUUCGGGUUCUGGACUUUGUCACAUCCCCUCCUAGUAGAUUUUAUCCCUUGGAACAUUAAAACACCAAAACACCAAAACCCAACCAUUGCUUCCACCUGCUUGGUCGUGCCAGUGUUUGGUCGGGCCUUUUUCUCACUGUUGCUUUCAAAUUCUUCUCUUUCCUGGGCUGGGAAGGAAGAGGGGAGAGAGGAAAGGACCUUUCUCUUGCUCUUGCCCUCCCUGCCUCUUUGGUGCUCUUAAAAGGCAGCAGCUGGGAGCACAGCACAGGCCCUGGGGGGAGGGCAGCCACGCUUAAAUAGCGCCUCCCUCUAAACACGUGUUGGAGCUCACCUCUCGCGGCUCUUUGCAAACCAAGGCAAGCAGCGGGCUUCUCGAGUUAGGACUGGAGCUGAGAUGGGCUUCUCUUGCCAAGGGUGAGUGAUUUUCUUGAUCUCCUAAGAUCCAGGCACAUCCAUGAUUGAAUAUGAUUUUUUUGUCAUUAUUGUUAAAAUUUUGUUUGCUUAGAUGUUCCCUAGCUUUUAUUACUGAUAGGGAGUCUCAGCUCCUAUGGGAGGCCAGCAGGGAUGUGGGAAGGCCCGUCUGGAACAGAAGGUGCACGCUCUGUGGCCGUGGUUCUCUUUGUCAAUUCUGAACCAUCUCUUUCCCCUUCCGUCAGCAUAUCCCUUAGGGGAACUUUUUGUUCUAGUACCAGAAUCUCCCAGUGAGUGGAAGUGACAUGACACGUAAAGGAAAUUAGCAUAAAGCAUUAGCAUCCACCUUGUCUGUCAGACAUGAAUGUCCAAUUCCCUAUCAUGCCACUUCUGAAAAUUCAGUUUUGGAGCAAGUUCUGUGAGCCCAAUGAGAAUUUGUAGAACCAAGAGGCCCAUAUACAGGAAAAAUUGAUUCAACCUGGGAUCAGACUUCGGUGCUCAGGGGAUCCAGCUGGUAGAUCCCGCAACUCUGUGUACUAAGUACUUUCAAGAAAAGAGCCGGCCUCGAGCACCUUUCAGGUGCAUAGGAGAAGCCAUUAUCUCUGCAAGUUUUAAUAAGACCAGAGAAAAGGGGACACGUGGCUAAAAAGGAAUCUGGAAAUAGCCAAGGAAGAGGAUUUCCCUAGCAAGCUACUUUCUGUUCUAAUCGUGAAAAAGAUGAUUUCCCUUCAUAAAAGGAGUCUUGCUGUUUUUAAGGCUUUUUCAUGGUGCCUUUAUUUUAAAGGAAACGUAAGCGAAGGGGAGGACGUAGCUCUUGAUUUAUAACUCAAAGAUUUGGGGGCCUGUGGUACAAUAGAACUCAGAAUGACAGUUUUGCAAGCAGAGGAGCUAGUCAGAUCUGAAGCAUCUGUAUAUAUGCCUCAUUGGCUGGGCUGGGCUUUAGGAUACGUUGCAGUACCAGCUAUAACCACCAGAUGGAGGAAAAGACACGUAUAUGACUCUAGUCCGAGCAUCCACUUGUGUGCCCCCUGCUGCUCUUACCCGGCCUGAGUCCAACUUAUCCUCCCCAUGACCUCUCUGUGCUUUGAAAAAUAAAUCUUUCAUGGCCAAGUUGGCUGCACUUGGGACUCCUGAAUGAAACACUCAAGCAGAACUUUAUAUUCUACACAAGUUUCCUAUGCUGUAGGAACAACCCCUAUAUGCCUUCACGGUGGGCAACAGUAUCUGAGGAAGUCUCCCUGUUUUCACGUACUAUUAGUAACUUUCCAAGCAUAGAAAGUUCUGAGAACUCCAAGAAAACUCCCACCAUAUUCUUGACUUUAAUUUCUGAUGCUUUGUUACUUAAGUUAAAAUUUAUAUUCAAAUGUGCCAUGUUCUAUGAGACCCGUUAAAGAGCCCUGUCCUAAGGGUUUAGGAAGAGAACAUGGUGGUGAGUCACAGCCCUCUCAGAAUUCCCUGGCAUCUCAUCCGCGUGUGGGAGGCCAUGCCGGGUCUUCCGUCUCCCCCAAGCUUUCUUUUGCUGUCUCAGCUCUUGGCCUGGCCCCUCUCUAAGUGGGGGAUGGCAGUCACCUGGGCUUCUUUCUGGGACGGCCACCAUCUUGGGUAGUUGAGAAGGUAUUAGUAGAACUGUUAAAUCAGCUGCCCCGCUAGAGCUAUUUCCUCUAAGUUUUCUAAAGAUGGCAGUGUUGUAAUUAUCCCGAGAAUGGGUUUCUUCAAAGUCCAGUCAUCCUAUGGCCUUUUGCUUCAUGACAACACGCAGAGAGUCAUGCUCUUCUCCACAGGCCUCAAUCCCAAGCCUGCACUUGGGCUCCCCCUGAGACAUCUUCCCAGCAGCUUCCUGCCACAGCUUCUCAGGCCUUCUCCCCUGGAAAACUCCAGCUCGAGUCCCAGUGUACACAUGGGCUGUCCUGAGCAGCCAGCAUCCCUUUCAAGUUCCCUCUUUGGAAACGGUGUGUGGGUGUUCAGUUGUGUCUGGUGACUAUGGACAGACAGUAAAUCUCCCUGUGAUCUGUGGUAGCUGUGAGGCAGCUCUGGAACGCGAAGAGCUGUUUGCUUUGAACCGUGAAGAAGACUGUGUUUUGAGUUUAGCUGAGAUUAAGAAAAAAAAAGUUCAUCCAGUGACUGUUAAUGUAAACCUGGUUAUUAAAAUCACUAUAAAAUCACA
Messenger RNA from Mesoplodon densirostris (Blainville's beaked whale), 5499 nucleotides. RefSeq names its product dihydropyrimidinase like 3 (gene DPYSL3). The record is from RefSeq and is a predicted model, not a curated record. Bases 294 to 2348 code for a protein of 684 amino acids. Lineage: Eukaryota; Metazoa; Chordata; Mammalia; Artiodactyla; Ziphiidae. Gene Ontology annotation, biological process: actin crosslink formation. Gene Ontology annotation, cellular component: cytosol; cytoplasm. The transcript has 14 exons. Gene Ontology annotation, molecular function: hydrolase activity, acting on carbon-nitrogen (but not peptide) bonds, in cyclic amides.